Molecule: messenger RNA, 1927 nt
Organism: Melanaphis sacchari
Lineage: Eukaryota; Metazoa; Arthropoda; Insecta; Hemiptera; Aphididae
Gene: me31B
Product: putative ATP-dependent RNA helicase me31b
Exons: 11
Coding region: 492-1832 (446 amino acids)
Biological process (GO): cytoplasmic stress granule assembly; P-body assembly
Cellular component (GO): cytoplasmic stress granule; P-body
Molecular function (GO): RNA helicase activity; ATP binding; mRNA binding
Source: RefSeq, a predicted model, not a curated record
CGACCGUUUCGCUGUUUCGCGCGACGUCAUUUAUACGUAUUACGUUGAUUGUGCGACUAUAUAUGAUAUUUUUUGCCCGUUUUCUGGAAAAACGAACCGAACUGCGAAAGACGACGUCCGCCUGGCAGACGAUCUGAACACGAAACGCGAGCCACCCGUGGACAUUCCGCUGUGAGAUUUGGUUUAUUAAACGUUCUUCAUUCGAAUCAGCUUUUUGUAGCUCUUCAUUGAUAGAGUGAUAUCAACCUAAGAAAAAAGACAUUAUUUUCAUAAGUGAAAUAAGUUUUCUAUAAUUUAACUUACAUUUUUGUAAAGACAAAAGUGAAUACUUCAUGGUAUUUUUAUUAAAUGUUCGUUAUUUUUUUAUUUGUUGUACAUAAUAAAGUCUAAGUAGACACGUUUUAGUGUUAAACAGUGAUUGUUUUAUCAUAAAUUAAAACAAAUUUUUUUGUGUAUACACGUUGGUUCCUUAGAACCUUAAAGAAGUUUAGAUGCUUGCUACAAAUCACAAUAACUCAGGGAUUAACCUCAAUAUGCCCAGUAAACAGUUGAACAGAAUUAGCUUUGAAGGAAUAGAUGAUGCCGGUUGGAAGGCCAAACUUAAACUUCCACCUCAGGAUCACCGGAUUAAAACAAGUGAUGUCACUUCAACCAAAGGAAAUGAUUUUGAAGAAUUCUGUUUAAAACGAGAAUUACUAAUGGGUAUAUUUGAAAAAGGUUGGGAAAAACCUAGUCCUAUUCAAGAAGCAAGUAUUCCAAUAGCACUUUCUGGCAAAGAUAUAUUAGCGAGAGCAAAAAAUGGCACAGGAAAAACUGGAGCUUAUUCUAUACCUGUACUUGAGCAAGUAGACCCAAAACUAGAUGUUAUACAAGCACUUGUGAUUGUGCCAACCAGAGAAUUAGCGUUACAAACUAGUCAAAUAUGUAUUGAACUUGCAAAGCACUUGGACAUUAGGGUCAUGGUGACUACUGGUGGAACUAAUCUUAAGGAUGAUAUUCUUCGUAUUUACCAAAGAGUGCAUGUUAUUAUUGCCACUCCUGGAAGAAUAUUGGAUCUCCUAGAUAAAAGCAUAGCUAAAGUUGAUCAUUGUCGGAUCUUAGUUUUAGAUGAGGCAGAUAAACUUUUAUCACAAGAUUUUAAAGGUAUGUUAGAUCACAUAAUUUCAAGGUUACCGUCAGAGAGGCAAAUCCUUCUGUAUUCUGCCACAUUCCCUCUGACUGUCAAACAAUUUAUGGAUAAACAUUUACGUAGUCCAUAUGAAAUAAAUUUAAUGGAAGAGUUAACCUUGAAAGGAGUUACUCAGUAUUAUGCAUUUGUUCAAGAAAAACAAAAAGUUCAUUGUUUGAAUACUUUGUUUUCUAAGCUUCAAAUAAAUCAAAGUAUAAUAUUUUGUAAUUCAACACAACGUGUGGAGUUACUUGCUAAAAAAAUUACUGAUCUCGGCUAUUGUUGUUAUUACAUUCAUGCUAAAAUGGCCCAAGCACAUCGUAAUCGUGUAUUUCAUGAUUUUAGAAAAGGAUCUUGCCGCAAUCUUGUUUGUUCUGACUUAUUUACGAGAGGUAUUGAUGUACAAGCUGUAAAUGUUGUAAUAAACUUUGAUUUUCCCAAAAUGGCAGAGACAUAUUUGCAUCGUAUUGGUAGGUCAGGCCGAUUUGGACAUCUUGGUAUAGCCAUCAAUCUUAUUACUUAUGAUGACCGGUUUGCUUUACACCGUAUUGAACAAGAAUUAGGCACAGAAAUAAAACCAAUACCUAAGGUAAUUGAUCCAAGGUUAUAUGUUGCGCGACCAGAAGAUGUAGAUAUUAAUGAAGAAAUGGACCUUAGUAAAUGAAAAAUUCUCCUUCCCCAACUAUUGUAAAUAUUUGUAUCUAUAACAAACUCAAAACCUAAACACUUAACUUUAAGACUCAAAGAACCCAAGAUAUA